Molecule: messenger RNA, 3184 nt
Organism: Arachis stenosperma
Lineage: Eukaryota; Viridiplantae; Streptophyta; Magnoliopsida; Fabales; Fabaceae
Product: probable UDP-N-acetylglucosamine--peptide N-acetylglucosaminyltransferase SEC
Exons: 28
Coding region: 79-3027 (982 amino acids)
Biological process (GO): protein O-linked glycosylation
Molecular function (GO): protein binding; protein N-acetylglucosaminyltransferase activity
Source: RefSeq, a predicted model, not a curated record
AAUCCCGAGAUUUCUCACAGAAUCUGCAGAAAACGAAGAACGAAGUGAAAGGAGUAGAAGAAACACUUGUUCUUAACCAUGGCCGUGAUCUCCGUCCACGGCGAUGGCCGCCAUCACAACCACCUCCAUCGGCCGCAGCUCACUGGUUCCGCCGGCUCCUCUCGACCGUUUUUCUCCAGUGAUUGCGUCGAGCCUUCCUCGCUAAGCCUUCUACCCUUACACGGCCAUGCUUCUUCUACCGAAGCUGAUGAAGAACUCUAUUUGUCACUUGCACACCAAAUGUAUAAAUCUGGGAACCAUAAGCAAGCGCUAGAACAUAGUAAAGCUGUUUAUGAGAGAAAUCCGCUUCAUGUUGACAAUUUACUUCUUAUGGGUGCAAUUUAUUACCAGUUGCGUGAUUUUGAUAUGUGUAUUGCAAAAAAUGAGGAGGCGCUUGGGAUUGAUUCCCGUUUUGCUGAGUGUUAUGGGAACAUGGCAAAUGCGUGGAAGGAAAAAGGAAACGUUGACAUUGCCAUUCAAUACUACCUGAUUGCCAUUGAUAUAAAUCCAAAUUUUGCUGAUGCGUGGUCAAACCUAGCUAGUGCAUACAUGCAUAAAGGGAGAGUCGCUGAAGCAGUACGGUGCUGUCGACAAGCACUAGCUAUAAAUCCUCUGAUGGUAGAUGCUCAUAGCAACCUGGGAAACCUAAUGAAAGCUCGAGGGUUGGUGCAAGAAGCAUACAGUUGUUACUUUGAGGCAUUGCGCAUUCAACCUACUUUUGCUAUUGCGUGGUCAAAUCUUGCUGGUCUUUUCAUGGAGUCUGGUGAUUUCAACAGAGCCCUUCAGUAUUACAAAGAAGCAGUGAAACUCAAACCUUCCUUUCCUGAUGCAUACCUGAACAUGGGACAUGUGUACAAAGCUUUAGGAAUGGCUCAACAAGCUACUGCAUGUUACCAAAAUACUCUUCAGACACGGCCUAACUGUGCCAUAGCUUAUGGUAACUUGGCAAGUAUAUACUAUGAGCAAGGACAACUGGAAAAUACAAUUUUACAUUAUAAGCAAGCUAUCGCAUGUGACCCCAGAUUUUCAGAGGCUUACAAUAAUUUGGGCAAUGCACUAAAAGAUGUUGGCAGAGUGGAAGAAGCAAUCCAGUGCUACAAUCAAUGCCUUGCCUUGCAAGAUAACCACCCCCAAGCACUGACCAAUCUUGGAAAUGUAUACAUGGAAUUGAAUAUGGUGUCUGCUGCUGCUUCAUAUUACAAGGCUGCACUAUGUGUGACUACUGGAUUGUCUGCUCCUUACAACAACCUUGCUAUAAUCUAUAAGCAGCAGGGGAAUUAUGCAGAUGCCAUAUCAUGCUAUAAUAAGGUUCUCUGCAAUGACCCCCUGGCAGCUGAUGCCUUUGUAAAUAGAGGCAAUACAUUUAAGGAGGUUGGUAGAGUAAGUGAUGCUAUCCAAGAUUAUAUACGGGCAAUUGCUGUCAAACCCUCUAUGGCUGAAGCCCAUGCUAAUUUGGCUUCAGCUUAUAAGGACAGUGGGCAUGUAGAGGCUGCCGUAAAGAGCUACGAACAAGCAUUAAUUCUUCGUCCAGACUUUCCAGAAGCAACCUGUAAUCUCUUGCAUACACUUCAGUGUGUCUGCAGUUGGGAGGAUCGUGAUAAAAUGUUCAGUGAAGUUGAAGGGAUCCUCAUGAAGCAAAUUAAUAUAUCAGUUCUUCCUAGUGUUCAGCCCUUCCAUGCAAUAGCAUAUCCACUUGACCCAAUGCUAGCUCUGGAAAUCAGUCGUAAAUAUGCUUCCCAUUGCUCCUUAAUUGCAUCUCGUUUUGCUCUGCCUCCAUUUAGCCAUCCUGCCCCUGUCCCAAUCAAAUGUGAGGGGGGGUAUGAGAGAUUACGGGUUGGGUAUGUGAGUAGUGACUUUGGUAAUCACCCCUUGUCACAUCUAAUGGGAUCUAUUUUUGGUAUGCACAACAGGAAGAAUGUUGAGGUGUUCUGUUAUGCCCUGAGUCCAAGUGACGGUAGUGAAUGGAGGCAACGCAUUCAGUUUGAAGCUGAGCACUUUGUGGAUGUUUCUGCCAUGUCAUCUGAUCAUAUAGCAAAAAUGAUUAACCAGGAUAAUAUACAUAUCCUUGUCAACCUUAAUGGAUAUACAAAGGGUGCCAGAAAUGAGAUUUUUGCUAUGCAACCUGCACCGAUUCAAGUUUCAUAUAUGGGAUUCCCUGGAACAACAGGAGCAACAUAUAUAGACUAUUUGGUGACAGAUGAGUUUGUCUCACCACUUGGGUCUGCUCAUAUAUAUUCUGAAAAACUUGUUCAUCUUCCCCAUUGCUACUUUGUAAAUGAUUAUAAACAGAAAAAUCAGGAUGUAUUGAAUCCAAAAUGUCAGCACAAACGAUCAGACUAUGGGCUGCCUGAAGAUAAAUUUGUAUUUGCAUGCUUCAAUCAACUAUACAAGAUGGAUCCUGAGAUAUUUAGUACAUGGUGCAGAAUUCUUAAACGUGUACCCAAUAGUGCACUUUGGCUACUAAGAUUUCCAGCAGCUGGCGAAAGGAGACUGAGGGCAUAUGCUGCUGCACAAGGGUUACAACCAGACCAAAUUAUUUUCACAGAUGUUGCAAUGAAGAAUGAACAUAUCAGGCGAAGUGCUUUAGCAGACUUAUUUCUUGACACGCCUUUAUGCAAUGCGCACACAACAGGAACAGAUAUAUUAUGGGCGGGUUUGCCUAUGAUCACUCUACCUCUGGAGAAAAUGGCUACUCGAGUUGCCGGAUCACUCUGUCUUGCUACUGGACUUGGGGAGGAGAUGAUCGUUCCCAGCAUGAAAGAGUAUGAAGAGAGGGCAGUAUCACUGGCCUUGAGUCGCCCAAAGCUUCAAGCUCUCACUAAUAAGCUUAAGUCUGUUCGCAUGACUUGCCCUCUAUUUGACACAGCUCGCUGGGUGAGGAAUCUUGAAAGAGGAUAUUUUAAAAUGUGGAAUCUACAUUGCUCUGGUCAACGUCCCCAACAUUUCAAGGUCACCGAAAAUGAUCUUGAAUAUCCUUAUGAUAGAUAGAUAGAUAGAUAUAGGUGUUAGACGAGAAUGUAUAUAAGAAAAUCAAGAAAAAGUAGACCGAUCUUGUACUUGCUAUGUUGAUGAAUCUGAGUGUAAUUAUGUUGCAGCAAUCACGAAUAUAUCUAUUUUGCUAGCAAUUAUGGAUGAGUAAUUUAUU